AUCCGACAAAUAGCAUGCCAUUACCUCAUCAUCGACCUCAUUGUUACAUCAAGGGCUUUAUUACUCAUCAGUGCUCACCCUCUUCUCAUAUCUAUGCUAAAAUUCAACCCAACCCUUUUUUUUUUCUUCCUACUCUCAUGGAAAACAUAGACACCUCAAAAUUUUCGCACCAAUCUCAAAACCAAAACAAGAAUAAUAUUCCCUUGAUGUCUAUUGAAAUAUUAGACAAGUCCUAUGAGAAGAGAGUCGUGAAUAAGGUUCCAAAAGUAGCAAACAAGAGUGAGAAAAAGUUUCUUGGGGUGAGACAAAGACCUUCAGGAAGAUGGAUUGCUGAGAUCAAGGACUCCUCUCAGAAACUAAGACUUUGGUUAGGAACUUUUGACAAAGCAGAAGAAGCUGCCUUGGCUUAUGACUGUGCUGCAAGGCUUCUUAGAGGGAGAAAUGCCAAAACAAACUUUCCAAACAACCCUGGAAUCAUGAACACUACUCAUGAAGAAGAUUGCAGCAUUUUGGGUAAGAAUCCAAGGGCUUAUCAACUUCUUAAGCAUGCAGUCAUGAAGAAUAACCAUGCACUUUAUUCCACAGUCAUGCCUUGGAAAAACCAGAUCAUGGUGAGAGACGAAUUUGACACCCUUGUUGAGGAAACUAUAGUUUGUUCCAUUCCUGAACAAGGUUCUGGUUGUUGUGGAAUUUCAUUUGGAAGUUCUAAGGUUUAUUCUUCUGUUGUUGUAGCUCCUUCUUUCAGUGCUUCUCAUGAUGAAACCUCCUAAGCUAGUAUGUCUUAUUGCAAUUAUUGCUUGUUAAUUAUGUCUUCCGUCCAACCCUAUUUUGCUUCACAAACAGAUAUCAAACUCUAAGUUAUCUUCACUACAUAUAACAUAUAUGAUAUCUGUUACAUGCAUGUUGUCACCUGAUGAUGAUAAUCUACUCCCAUGUGAUCUUUUUAUUACUUAUAUGGGCGAGCUAAACAUUUUUACUUUCAUUUCUUGAUGUAAUAUUGCCCUGUAUCUAUCAUAAGAUUUGUCAUAUUUCAUAUUUAA
Messenger RNA from Glycine soja, 1040 nucleotides. RefSeq names its product ethylene-responsive transcription factor ERF084-like. Gene Ontology annotation, molecular function: DNA binding; DNA-binding transcription factor activity. The record is from RefSeq and is a predicted model, not a curated record. The coding region runs from base 15 to 770 and encodes 251 amino acids. Gene Ontology annotation, biological process: regulation of DNA-templated transcription. NCBI's taxonomy places the organism in Eukaryota, Viridiplantae, Streptophyta, Magnoliopsida, Fabales, Fabaceae. The transcript has a single exon.